This is a messenger RNA of Phanerochaete carnosa HHB-10118-sp, 6220 nucleotides long. RefSeq lists its product as uncharacterized. The coding region runs from base 1 to 6132 and encodes 2043 amino acids. The transcript has 33 exons. The record is from RefSeq and is a predicted model, not a curated record. Gene Ontology annotation, molecular function: ATP binding; hydrolase activity. Lineage: Eukaryota; Fungi; Basidiomycota; Agaricomycetes; Polyporales; Phanerochaetaceae.
AUGUCGGCCGAAUCUUACAAUGUGCUCCUAGCUUGGUUGGAAGAUAUAUUCCCCUCUACCGCAGCGGAAUUCGACCUAUCGUUUCCCUCGACUCUGCUGCAGGAGCUGUCAUUUUACUGCGGUUCUCUGCAGGAUCCUGCUCUUGAUCAUUGUCAGCGCACAAUGAAGCUGGCGCGUCCUGUUCUCAGUGCGCUAGCAACGAUCUGCUCUCUCGAAGAUCUCGAAGAAAAACCCGAAUCGCCUCAGGACACGCGUAAGCCGAGGCGUGUCUCGCAAAAGCAAGCGAAGAAGGCCAAGCGUGCUGAACGUCGACUAAACAUUGAUGAAGGGCCAUUCAUCAGGCUCGGGGCUAGCGUUCCUGCGAGCAAGGAAGACGCUUUGACCUUGUCUCAAGAUACUCUGAAAGCCCAGUAUGCUAUCCUCACAACUUAUCUUGAGGUCCUACGAAAGCCCGAGCUCGCGGAGCACAUCCACAGCUGCUACAUGCCGAUCAUCGCACCUCCGGAAGAGUCGUCAAUUCUCGCAGAUACCCAGGACCCGGCAGAAAUCGAGACCACCUUCACCACUAUCGAAGUGGAGCCCGACCUCCCGUCUGCCUACCCAGCGGUGCAGCCGCUGAGGGCCGCGCUCUACUUCGACAGUCCGAACGGCUUCGGACUCUGGAGGCUCAUCAUGCCUCAACGCGCUGAGAAGGACUUGCGCGACGCGCGGAAGAAGGAUCCCAAGCUGUUCGAUAUUAUCAUCAAGAAGCUGAAAGAGCUCUCACAUGGUCAUUUCUCUGCGGACAACCAGAAGCGUCUCGUCGGAUCUGACAACGGUCUCCCUAUCUUCGAGGCCAAGAUGACAGGCGAUACUCGGCUCGUGUAUCGCGUGGAUUGCGAACAAGAAUACGGAUCUGAUGUAAGCACAUUACUCCGUAUCUAUGGUAUAUACACCCACGCCCAAAUGCAUGGUCGUCGAUUCUGGGACGCGGUCUCGCGCAUGGGCGGGGGCGGCAAGGAACACCGCAAACGAUGUAUAUAUCGCAGUGCGCCCCGGACACCGGGUAGCAACGUCAUCCCACCUGCAAUGUGGCCUCCGCCGGAGGAUAACGAGGACGAAGAGGACGGACUGCAGCUCCCUGAUCUCAGCGUCGAGGACAAACAGGAGCUACAAAAUCUGCUACGCUCUGAGAAGUUUGUUCCGUUCUCACAAGCUUUCCUGAAUGGCACGUCUUGCUCUUUCGUUGGUAUAAUAUCGGACAAAGACGUUAACCACCCGUUUUAUAUGUCAGCACAGGAACAAGCCAUCGUUCUCCACCCUGGCUCCUGCUUCGUCCUUGGUCGUAGCGGUACAGGCAAGACGACAACGAUGGUUUUCAAGAUGAUUGGCAUCGAGCGCAUGUGGCGUAGCCUUGAAGAAGGACUCACCGAGGCAACACCGCGGCCCCGGCAGCUGUUCGUCACUCAAUCGCGCGUCCUGGCCGAGAAGGUCGAGGAGUACUUCAGAAAAAUGAUGCUCGCCGUGGACGUCGAGGGCCAAGCCAUGCCACUAUCUCCCCGGGUUGACACACGCUCUUCCGGAGGCAUCGAUUUCGGUAUGGUCGACAAGGACGAGGAAGAUCGACAUCGUAGCGUGCUACCGCAGAAGUUCUCCGACCUAUCUGACGACAAUUUUCCGCUCUUCCUAACAUCCGAUCAGCUUUGUCGACUUCUGGCUGCUGACUUCAACGAGCUGGUCGAUGCACAAAAACGUGUCAGGGAAGGAAGGCCACUCAAGGAAGACUUUGACUUAUCGACACAGGGUGAUUUGCGCCGUGUCCCACACAAUGUCAUCUCGUACUACACGUUCCUUACUUUGUACUGGCGGAGAUUCCCCCAGGGGCUUACCAAAGGAUUAGAACCGUCGUCGGUAUAUGCUGAAUUCAUCGGAAUCAUAAAGGGCUCCGAGCGAGCAUUGUGCAGUGCGGACGGCAUACUCGACAGGCAAAGCUACUGUGACACCAGCGAGCGAGUGGCAGCCUUUAGCGGACAGAGAGACAACCUAUACAGUCUCUUUGAAGCCUAUUUGAAGGCGAAAAGAAGAGAUGGACAAGCGGAUAGUGCUGAUAGAACACACACUAUAAUCCACAAUUUCCUGCAGUACGGUGUCCCGGGCCAGAGGUUAUUCCUGCGAUUCAUCUGUCGGAGACCGGACGGUGUAUUCUGGGCAGGCGAUACCGCUCAGACAAUAAGUGCAGGAAGCUCUUUCCGCUUCAACGAGCUCAAGGCGUUUAUGUAUCGACUGGAGAAUGGAAGCAAGACAUCGAACUCCCGCACCUUCCAGCUCACGAAGAAUUACCGGUCACACGGCGGUAUCGUCAAGUGCGCGAACGCGGUCGUUCGACUCAUAACCAAAUUUUGGCCAUACACUAUCGACUUCCUGGAGGAAGAGAAGGGCACGAUUGAUGGUCUUAAGCCUACGUUUUUCAGUGGCGGCAGUGGUGAGGCUCCUGAGUUUGGAGAGUUUCUGUCUGAUGAAGGUGGCUGCACCAUCGAGUUUGGCGCGAAGCAAUGUGUCAUCGUCCGAGACGCUACCACUCGCGACCAGCUGUACUCGGAAUUAGGGGACGUCGGCAUCAUCCUGACUCUAUACGAGAGCAAAGGGCUAGAAUUUGAGGAUGUUGUUCUGUACAACUUUUUCGCAGACUCUACGGUCGGCGCCUCACAGUGGCGGCUCGUUUUGUCUGAGCUUUCGGACUCAGAGGGUCUCGCCGUCAAGAGUCCUAUAUUCGACGAGAUCAAACAUCAUGGCCUUUGUCGCGAACUCAAGUCUCUCUAUGUGGCGAUUACUAGAGCACGCUUGAACCUUUGGAUCAUCGACUACUCCAAUAAGGGAGAGCCUAUGCGUCAUAAAGGUCAAAUAUCCACCUGGGUUCCAGGAUCACCUGUUCCUCGUCUUGCUACAACCUCGUCUCGCGCAGAAUGGGGGACCGCUGCCAAGAGCCUCUUCAGCAACAGGAACUACAUGCAAGCAAUGUACGCGUAUCAAAGGGCUGGCAUGACACGAGAGAAAACCAUCGCAGAAGCUUACCACCUACGAGCAGUUGCGGAGCAGAAAGCGGAGACCAGUUCACUCGGAGACUCAGAGAUGGUCAGCGCGUUCGUGCAGGCUGCGCAUGCGUUCAGGACGGCUGCGGAUGCUGCCGAUAGUCCGCAGCUCCGGCGGACGUACUAUCGUAUCUGUGCUGAAUGUUUCGUAACCGCGGGUGACGAUGUCAGCGCGGCGAAGUUCUUCGAAGGGGCGGCCGAGUACGACCUCUCCGCUAAGCACUAUCGCAAGGCAGGCUCUUUCGAUGACGCUGUCAGACUGACGAAGACGUACGAAUCUGAAAUGGAGCAGACAGUCCUGGAAAGCAUCAUCGACGUGUCGAAGCUGUACUAUCUCAAAUCGGGAGACAUCGGCAAAGCGCAAGAACUCUUUGGUUCUGUCGAAGAGGUCGUCGAUUAUACUGACCUCUACGGCCUCGAUGCCGCACGUGCAGCCCUUUACGAGAGUAACUGCCGCUAUGCUGAUGCCGCUUCAGCCCAUCUCCAAUCGGGAAAUGUCGACGAAGCUGUUCGACUCUUCCUUCGAGCUUCAACAGAGGACAUAACGAACGUACGCCGAGCAUGCGACUGUAUCCUCGACGAGCUGUGGAAGACCUUGCCUCUGGACGUCGAGCUGUCAUCUCAUAAUCCGCGAAUUAGGAAGCUGCUGGACUUAUCUGCAAGUUUAAUGCAGCAUGAGCUGCCCAGCAUUGAGCGAGACCAGCUAACCAUGUUCGAGGCUAUCGUUUCUGGUCAUCAACAAAAUCUUAUAGCUCUCGGACGCAAAUUUAGUCAGUUACAUCCCGCCAGCACCAUUCGUUGUUUGGACCACGUCUUCUCUGCCGAAGCAAUAUCAUCUGGAUUCAAGUCGGAUGAUCUCGCGAAGACCUGGUCCAUGCUCGAGGCCUUCUCGGUGUACACUCGCGCCCUGCGAUCCAUGGCGUAUUCGCACCAAUCAUGUGAUAAUCCCGACCUACAGAGAUUACUCUCGUUCUCAGUGACUGUACAAGGUGAACAGUACCAAGUCCACCCCGGUACCUUGCUUGCGCAGGAAUUGGUACGGGUGGGCCAUGCCCAUGUCGGCGUCCCGGAGACUGGCAUCCAAGUGCCUCGUUACAUUAUGCCGCGUGUCAUUCGUCGGUUUUUGCAACAACGCCUUCUCGACCGUGUUCGGAUGGAGAAUGAUGCCUGCCGAUCCUCGUCGAUGUGGUCACAACCAUGCCUCAAUUUCGCCGUCGAUGAACACUGCCCAAGGGAUGCCAACCAAUGUCAACGGCCGCAUAUACUUUGGGAUAAUCUUCCUGCGCACUCCCAGCAGCUCUCGCCAUUGAUACUGACACAGAUGCGGAUUUACGAGGACGCAAGCAAUGUUGAGCGGUGGACGGAGCGCUGGGAUCAGCACAGAUGGUGGCUGUCUCGCUUGUACCAGACUUGGCAACCGUGGUUCGGGAAGUUGACUACCACGUUGGAUCCUGCAGUGGACAACUUCGUCGUCGGGAAAUGGCUUUAUGAAGCAUUCUUUGAUCAUUCCCUGGAUCCGACAAUCGGCUUCGUACCUGACGGGUUCUUGACCGGACUCCUACGUUACAUGAUGCUGCACAGAAUCGCUAUGCGGACCGAUAGCCCUCCCUACGCACACAGGAUUCCUUGUAUCACAGGCCCGUUCCCAGCCUGGUUACGGCGACACACCGAUGGCGUUCACAUCACACAUGAUUUAUUGCUUUUCUUCAACGGACAUCCUAGAGGCAUUCCGAUCUGUACCAGAUUUCUGAGGCAUAUCAUGGGGUGGCGUCUCCCGAUAGACGGCGCAGUCCUUUGCGAUUUCCUCGACGUUAUAUCCUCAGCUCUCGUCGUCAUAUGUCGGGCUCGCACAUUUUCUGGGGUUCAUAAUGUUGUUCUUCCCCGCAGGUGGUUGCUGAGUGUCGCUGGAUUGUUUCUCGAUGGAUUCACUUCUCAGAAAGAAGUGGGUUUGAUUGCUGACUACGUGAAGGUCGUGGGAUUCCUCUUGCGACGUCUCUAUACUGGUAACGAUAUAGGUAGGCUCUCCACCUCGGAGCCAUUAAAUACAAAUUUCCCUCCGCCGCUCAGCUGCCAGAACUUGUCCAUAGUGGGACACAAUAUUCAGAAUCUGGACAUCAAGACCGAGAUCCAUCGUAUGCUUCGGUCGCUUGGCACAUCUGACGAGGCGAUCAAUCCGCAUUGGCUGUAUGAAAGACUGGUCGCCGCGGUUCAUUGGGAGCAAAUCGCAGAUAUUGUUCGAAAUAACUCCUUCGAGCUCGCCAUCGACGAUAUGAUACAACUCGCAGACCGUAGCAGGGUUGCGAACAUGCCCCUUCCAGCUGGGAACCUCCGACGCGUGGUUUACGAUCGUCCAGCCAAUAUUCCCAGCCUACUCGUAUCCGAUGAAUCCCCUGUAGCCGUGUCUCCGGAUGACGAAGUUGACGGCGAGGCGACGGAAGAUCUUGACGAGGCGCCGGCCCAGUUUGCGUCCUACAUAGAGAAGGAGCUGGCAAUUGUGCGCAGAGCCACCUUGAUAUACCUCGAAAGGACACGACGACGGCUGCGAAUGAGCGCGUUUGGGCCUCCGAGCGCGCUCGGCCUUCUCCGCGUGCGGCACUUCAACGAAUUUUUGGCGCAGUCGGCGCAGAUGCCCUGGUCGGGACCACUCCACACCUUCUACCGCAAGCUGUAUCUUGGGCCUGUCCCGCACAUUAUGGUCGCCUUGGACUGUGUCCUGGAGUACUUGCACGGGCGGAAGAGGAAGGAGACGAUGCGGCUUGGCGACAAGGGCGGUGACCAUCUCGAGCUGGACGCUAUCCAAGCCGAGGUCAAACGAUGGGAGUCUCUUCGCCCACAGUCCGACAUACACCGAGAAGCUGAUCGCGAACGACUUGAACAGCUCGUAUCCGAGGUUCGGAGAUUUAUCCUCGCCAUACCUGAGAACCCCGAUAGGAGCUGGGAGGAUGACUUGAGUAUUGCCGUCAAAGGUAUCUUGGUGAGGAAGAAGGCAGUUGCGUCCAUUCAGCAACGGAAGCCGGAGCUGCAGGUAGAAGACGACCUCGAUUAUUCCUACAUGUGCGACUAGAGCUAUGCACUUUACCAACAUCUAUAGUUACUUCAUUGCCUGUGUGUGUAUUCGCACUAGUAAUAGACUAAAAUAUGACGAAUGUCAU